Ostertagia ostertagi is the source of this 345-nucleotide messenger RNA. The record is from the annotation of a GenBank genome assembly. NCBI's taxonomy places the organism in Eukaryota, Metazoa, Nematoda, Chromadorea, Rhabditida, Trichostrongylidae.
AUGUUUAGCCGCUCAGCAAUUCGGGUGGCAUCUUGUAUUGUCGCUGGCCGUCGCUGUCUAACGUCUUUCGCUUCGGUUCCAACCUCAUCACUGAGCCGCCUUGCUACGCCUUCACAGUCAAGUCGAGUGUUCGGGCCAUUCGAUCCACCAAAGCAGCUGACAUUUAAAGAGGUUGAAUCACGUGUAUUGAAAGCUAUACGUGCGUGGGAUAGGUUCCCUGCAGAUAAGGAGACGUUGCUGAAAAUCGAGGCCGAUUUUAUGAAAGAUCUGGGUUUUGAUUCACUCGAUCAGGGUGGAGAUUAUGAUGGCAAUAGAGGACGAAUUUGGCUUCGAAAUUCCUCUUGA